CUUUUUUUUUUAUCUCUCUACAAAAUCUCUCCGGUUUAACCCUUGAACCGGUCUCUGUUUUUUUUGUCCCCUAAAGCUUUGAUUUUGAUGCAAUGGGUUGGUUUCUUAUGAGUUUAUGUACAAUGGGAGAAAAGUAAAACAUUCAAAGGUACACAAUAUGGUGAGCUUACGGAGGCGUAGGCUAUUGGGUCUCUGUUGUGGACCAAAUGGUUAUGUGACACCGCUUCCUUUUUUAACUGCCGAGGAGAUGAUCACUGGGAUUCCAAAUCCUAAUGCCAAAGCACCCUAUAGUCUCGGACCAGCAGAAACGGUUACCGAGCCUAAAGAGGAGAAAAUGCCUAUUGAAGAAGCUGGUCGAAGAACUCGGUCGAAACAUAUGCAUUUCAGUUUUGAUUACUCAGAUAUGUCACCGGUUGAUUCUGAUUCCAUCUCACCAAAAUGUGAGCAGUAUAUAUGUGUUCCAGACCAGCCGCUGAAACGAAGAAAGCGGCAUAAAAGAAAACAAGUACAUAACCAAGAACCAUGUUUAAUGAGAGGAGUCUACUACAAGAACAUGAAAUGGCAAGCCGCCAUUAAAGUCGAGAAGAGACAGAUCCACUUGGGUACAUUCUCUUCUCAAGAAGAGGCUGCUCGUUUAUACGAUAGGGCUGCUUUCAUGUGUGGAAGGGAACCAAACUUUGUGCUAUCGGAAGAAGAUAAACGAGAACUCAAACAGCAAAGCUGGGAAGAGUUCUUGGCUUACACACGCCGAACAAUUACUAACAAAAAACCAAAGAGAAGGAUAGAACAUGAGGAUAAGGAGAUCAAUGUAAGCAUGUUACGUUGUCCUCCUGAAGAAGAAGAAGAAGACGAACAAGAAUAACACGAUUCAACAUUUGUAAACAAAAUGAGUCUGUUCCUGCAGAUGAUACAAACCAGACUCAAAUACACAGAGAAAAAUGUUGAAUACAAGAAGCUCAACAGCUAUAUUAAAGUUGAUAGAAAUUUUUGUAGUUAUA
Molecule: messenger RNA, 998 nt
Organism: Camelina sativa (false flax)
Lineage: Eukaryota; Viridiplantae; Streptophyta; Magnoliopsida; Brassicales; Brassicaceae
Source: RefSeq, a predicted model, not a curated record